GGAUAUGAUCAAUCUAUCCAAUCCAAAUGCAUCAACCGCUAAACAAACGCCAUCGCAAGCUUUACUUACAAAAAAGCGUGCCUCAGCACCAAAGAAACGUCAAGACGAGUUUGAAACCAAAGCGCUAAAGAUCUUGGAAAAGCCGGACAGCAUACCCACAAUCAGUGAAGAUAAAUCGUUUUUUGAUUCCAUUUUGCCGAUUGUAGAAAACUUUGAUGAAGAUGACAAACUUCAAUUUCGCAUAGAAGUUUUGCAGCUUGUACAACGUUUUAAACGAAAGCAAAAAUGUGAUGCUUUUAACAUGACUUCUGAUACCAAUAGAUCGCUACCUUCGUUUGUACCACCAGCAACUCAGUCAUACAGCCAGCAGUGGACACUGACAUACCAUACAUUGCAGUGUCCACAGACAAUACCACAAUCAAGUACGUCAUUUGAUCCAACUACAUCUCGCUGUGAGAAUAAUCUUGAAUAUCCACAUUCUUUGACACCACAAUAGUUUAUCCAAUCUGACUUAACUACAACCAGAAUUUGAUUUGUUUAAUUUGUUCGUUAUGUUCCUUAUUUAAAUAUAUCUAGUUCUAAAAUCACA
Acanthoscelides obtectus is the source of this 589-nucleotide messenger RNA. The record is from the annotation of a GenBank genome assembly. Lineage: Eukaryota; Metazoa; Arthropoda; Insecta; Coleoptera; Chrysomelidae.